AUGACAUCGACUCGUAGUAGCCGUGAUUAUGAAGGGGAUUCUUUUGAUGAUGCCGCCGAAUCUGUUGAGAAGCUUAACGUCACAAUUCCUAAAUCCUCGUCGACACGGUCAUUAACCGAUAGUCCUCCCGUUGGAACAAUUACCUCCCCAGACACGGCUCACCCUUCUCUUCCUUCUGAAUCGCAGGCCGAGCAGAUGGACAAAGAAAACGAAAGUAGCGGACAGCAGGGGAAAACAGACGACAAGAAGAAAAACAAGAAGAAUGCCAAAAAGGAGUUCGCGAUGCAGGAGGUUGAAGGCAACGAGCAAGCCGGCGAUGAGGUGAAGCUUGAAUCUGACGACGAGCCUGGGGAAUUAGGGGAGCCUGGAGACGCAGAGAUAGAGACAGAUGGAGAGGAAGAUGAUGGAAAUGAAACCCCUGGUAAACACGUUUCGCAGAAGUCACCCCCACUCACCUCCCGUCGUUUGUCAAAUGCCUCAUCUUUAGACGAGGUGGUUCUAGGAAAAGAGGACGAGUUCGUUGAUAUAACCUCAGAAGCUAAGAGCGAUGUAUCGCCUCCAGUGCCACCCAAGGAUGACAUUGGCUCCCCGGGCAGUCCUGGCAUGAUCGGGCUGUCUGGAAAUUUGCCAUCCGCCCAGUGGGCGCCCCCUCCAGUCAAUAAAACCUCGCCUCCACAGGCGCCCCUGCCACCGACCCGCAAGCCAAGUGGUCCCUUCUCUUGGUUCUCUCGAAGCUCAACAGGACUCAAAGACCUCAAGUCUCCGCCUCAAGCAGCAUCCACCCGCCGAAAUACAUCCAACUCAGUGUCGACAGUUGCCAGCAACGCCGAUUUAGUCGCUCGAUCUGAAGAUGGAGACAAUUUUUCCAAGAAACCCAGACGCAACAGCUUGAAGGAUCAGUUUAAGAUGCUGCGGAUGCGAGAGGAGGCUACAGGGGCUGAACAUGAUUCCAAGAGUGUACAAUCUGGCAUGACCAGUUUUGGUCACGGUCCAGCUAGUCCUCCAAUUAUUGUAGAAGAGGGCGAGGAUGGGAAUAUUUCCGCACCUAUACAACCUGUUUCAGGACCAACAUCUCCUGGGGCUAGUGUAUCAACAAUCAACUCCACACUCGCUCCAGGUACUGUGUCUGGCUUCUCCAGGUCGGCAACUGAUGCAUCUGCUCCUGUGGACUGGGAUCUCUGGCAGCAGCUUGUCAACAAUGGCUCCCAGGCAUUAGCAAACUCGGAAGAGCUGAAUGCUGCCAUUAAAAGAGGAAUUCCACAGACUAUUCGCGGCGUUAUCUGGCAGAUUUUGACAGAUUGCCAAGCUGGUGAAAUGGAGGAGAUCUACCGGGAAUUAGUCGGUCGUGGCACAGACAAAGAUCGCAGGCCAUCAAAUGGUCAAAUCCAUGGAAUAGCGGAGAAGGAGUCAACUGUGUCAUCACGCUCGUCCAUUCGAUCUGACCACUCGGGGGUAACGCAGGCUACAAGUACAGCGCCAAGCCCUCCGCAUGACGCGGAUCCAGAGAAGCUAUCCAAAGAGCAGGCUGCCAGUGAAAGUACUCGCUUGAAGAAGGCUAAGGACGAAGCCGCUGCUUUACAGAAGCUAGAUAAGGUGAUCCGCCGGGAUCUGGGUGCGCGCACUAGUUACUCGAAAUACUUCAUCUCUCAAGGGAGCCAGGAGAGCUUGUUUGGACUGUGCAAGGCAUAUGCCUUGUACGACGACGCUGUGGGAUAUGCUCAAGGCAUGAAUUUCAUUGUCAUGCCUUUGCUUUUCAACACGGAAGAGGUCGACGCUUUUGAGCUUCUGGUGAAGUUGAUGAACAAGUACGGACUACGGGAGAUGUUUAUCGCAGAUAUGCCCGGACUUCACCGCAGUCUCUAUCAAUUCGAGCGACUUCUCGAGGACUUGGAGCCUGCUCUAUAUUGCCAUCUUAAGCGUCGUGGAGUUCCUCCUCAACUGUACGCCACUCAGUGGUUCCUGACUCUGUUCGCCUACCGUUUCCCGUUGCAGCUUGUCCUGCGCAUCUACGACCUGAUUUUUGAGGAGGGCUUGGAGAGCACAAUUCUCAAAUUUGCCAUGGCACUCAUGAGACGGAAUGUUUCCGCCCUCUUGGAAAUGAAGGACAUGAGUGCCCUCACCAAUUUCCUGAAGGAGCGCUUGUUCGAUGCAUACAUCGACAAGCAGCCUUCGGCAUCAUCAAUCUUGGAAUCUGGGUUCUUUGGUAGCUCUGGAGCUGCUGAUAAAGAGAUCUACCGCGCCGACCUCUUGGUCCAGGAUGCCUGCGAUAUACCCCUGACAAAGGAAAUGAUUGUCACAUACACCGCCGAAUGGACAGAGAAGACACGGACAGAGAAGGAGCGAGAGGCUGAAUUGGAACAUUUGCGGCACACUGCCACUACGCAAGCUGCGCGAUUGCGACUGUUAGAAGAGCGCUCGGAAGCAUCCGACAAAGAGCAUGUGCAGCUGGCAUCUGAAUUAAUUCACUCCAAGGUAGAGAACGAGGAGCUCCGCGACGAGAACGACGCCCUCAAGCUCCAGGUCAGCGAGCUCAAGAUCGUGGUUGACAAACAGCCUGCCGAAGUAGAAGAGAAGCUCCGGAUGGAGAUGGAACGCAUCAUGCAGCGAAAUCUCGAAGUACAGAACGAGAAUCGCGCGAUGGAGGAUUCUAUGGCCGAUAUGGAGAAGGAGUUAGUUGCAACGAAGAUGAAAUGGGCUGAGAUGUCCGAGGACCACGACAAUCUCAAACAGAAAUGGAUCGAUCUUCGCCGGGCCAUGGACUAA
Penicillium taxi is the source of this 2763-nucleotide messenger RNA. Its product is annotated as putative GTPase activating protein (Gyp5). The transcript has 3 exons. NCBI's taxonomy places the organism in Eukaryota, Fungi, Ascomycota, Eurotiomycetes, Eurotiales, Aspergillaceae. The record is from RefSeq and is a predicted model, not a curated record. The coding region runs from base 1 to 2763 and encodes 920 amino acids.